GGCGGAAGGGGAAGUGGGGCGGAGGGGCAGGUGGCGGAGGGGAAGAUGGCGUACCAGAGCCUCAGGCUGGAGUACCUGCAGAUCCCACCGGUUAGCCGCGCCUAUACCACCGCCUGCGUACUCACCACUGCCGCAGUGCAGUUGGAAUUGAUUACACCUUUUCAGCUGUACUUCAAUCCUGAAUUAAUCUUUAAACACUUCCAAAUAUGGAGGCUAAUCACCAAUUUCUUAUUUUUUGGGCCAGUUGGAUUCAAUUUUUUAUUUAACAUGAUUUUUCUAUAUCGUUACUGUCGAAUGCUAGAAGAAGGCUCUUUCCGAGGUCGGACAGCAGACUUUGUAUUUAUGUUUCUUUUUGGUGGAUUCUUAAUGACUAUUUUUGGUUUGUUUGUGAGCUUAGUUUUCUUGGGCCAGGCUUUUACAAUAAUGCUUGUCUACGUGUGGAGCCGAAGGAACCCAUAUGUCCGCAUGAACUUCUUCGGCCUUCUCAAUUUCCAGGCCCCCUUUCUACCCUGGGUGCUCAUGGGCUUUUCCUUGUUAUUGGGGAACUCAAUCAUUGUGGACCUCUUGGGUAUUGCGGUUGGACACAUAUAUUUUUUCUUGGAAGAUGUAUUUCCCAAUCAGCCUGGUGGAAUAAGAAUUCUGAAAACACCAUCUAUUUUGAAGGCUAUUUUUGAUACACCAGAUGAGGAUCCAAAUUAUAAUCCACUACCUGAAGAGCGGCCAGGAGGCUUUGCCUGGGGUGAGGGCCAGCGCCUUGGCGGGUAAAGCGGCAGUGCCAAUAAUGGACCCAGCUGGGAAGGACUCAGUGACACACCCAUGGGGAUUCUUCUAUCCUUUGUGUUGCAAAAGUGUGGACACUUUUGACAGCUUGACAGAUUUUAACUCCAGAAGCACUUUAUGAAAUGGUACACUAAUCCAGAAGACAUUUCAAGCAGUUUGCCAGUGGUUCCUCACUGCACUGGUACUGAAAGUGUAAUCUCUUGGAGCCAAAAAAACUGGAGAAACAAAACACCCUGCCACCUCUGGUGAACAAGUACGCGAGUACUUGAGUUCUGUGGUAUAAGGCAGAGCUUUUUCCUCCUCCUCUUCUGUGAUAGAUGCGGCCAUGGUGUAAAUGGAAGUUUCAGGGAGGAAAAAAUAAAACUGAAUUCCAUCUCUCUCUCACUGAAUUAGAGCUUUUGUGUGUGAUCUUUUAAAUUAUGAUGCUAUAUUCCAGCACUCCUGCAUAGGUGUGAACUCGGAGCAGCUUCCAUGCUCACUCCUCCUGUGUCUCCACAGCUUUCGACUAGAUUUCAUUUCAAGAUUGGAAAUGUGGCUGUAUAUACAUCUUACUAAUUCAGAAUGCCAACUGCAGUAGGAAGAUUUGUUUCUGCUCUCAUUGGGGUUUUACAAAACUUCAAGUUGUCAGACGAUGUGGAAACAAGGGGUGGGGAUAGGGUGGCUCUUGCAGCAGCAGGAAUUCAGCUAUAGGAGUGUCCAACUAUAGGCAGAAAGUUCAUGUGGCAUCUGAUUUACUCUGCCUGCAUUUCUCCAUUAAGAACUCCAGGGGAAGAUAAUGGCCUCCUUCUUGUAAAGCAACAGAUUUUUAGGCCUGGAAACCAGUUUAGAAUGUUGACUUUGGAGCUGGAUGAACAGGUACCAGUUAGGCAGGGAUAUGUUUCUCCUGGGUCUUUGGCUGAUUAACAUUUGCCAUUUGCUUCAUGGAAAACCAAGAAGCUUUUCAGAGCCAAGUACCUGGUUUACCUUCCAAUCAGGUAGAAAUUAGACAGGUUCCACAGAAAUAGGAACUUAAUGCCUGUGGUUCAGUAAAUGCUUAUCCAAAAUAGUAACUUCCCUGGGUCUCUGCAUGUUUGCAUUCAUGCUGCUUAAGUAAUUCAGGGAACCCAGAGGACUAAAAGGGACACCCCCAGAAAAGAGAUUCUUUCAAAUAGUUUUGAUAAACAGCAUGUAGGCACAGGACUAUUUCCUAAGUAGUUCCAGACUCUGUAAGUGGUAGCUUUCUAGAGUAUGCGAUUUUCCUCUGAAAUGAAGGUUUAAAUUAAACAUCCUAAAUGGGAAUUUUCAUAGUGUUUGUGAAGUGAAUAGUAUUUUAACAUCUGAUUUCAAUGGAAUAUGCAUAAGGAAUGAAACUUACAUAUUUUACAUGCUAUUGGUUGGUAAUUUUGAAUAUGAUUGUUGCAAUUUUAUAGAAUAUGGGUUAAUGGGACUGCUGUUUUUCCUGAGUGGUUUAAAAACUUUAAAUGCCAAUCUUGGAAUGCAUAAUCCUUAUGGGAUUCUUAAAUUGUCGUGUCUUUGUUCAAGAAAGCUUGAAUUGAAUUAGUAGGAGUUUUUUAUAUUAUUCGUUUUGGGACUAGAAGUGGGUUUCUCUAGUUUUAUUUGUUCUCCCUCAGUUAACUGAGUUAUCCCAUUCAUGGAAUUUUUGUGGUAAAAUUUUAAACCUAAAAUCUUUUCCUUGACUGUUCAUUUAAGGAAUGUCUGCAUAUUGAUGGCUGGGUAAAACAAGAAGCCAGUUUUGAAUUGAUAGCCUAACACAGUUGGUUAUGGGAGUUGGAUUUCUCUGAUGGGAUGAGAAUUCCUAGCGGCAGGAUGCCACACUGUGCCACUUUACUCUGCCCUGGGCAGUGGUCAUUUCAGUCACCAACCUCUUAUCAGAUUGGCCCAUCCCACUACCACCAUCCCUAGCCCUGUGUUGCUUAACAGGUUACCUAGGCUUACCUGAACAUAAAGAAAAAGUUCAUCAUCUCCAACUUACCUCUCAGCCUCGAUUCUUCCAGAACACCCUUUUACAUAAUGCAAGUCAACUGAAAAAUGAGAUUCGGUAUAUGGAAUUUUGUGACAAAUUUACCUGACAUCAUUUAAGGGAUUCCUGGAUUCUACCAGUAAUACUGAAAAGCACAUCUAGCCAAGGCAUAGUUUUGUUGUUACUGUAGUAAUACAAUAUACGUUCAUUUUUUUUAAAUGGACGUGUAAAUUGCAUCUCCCUCGGAGAUAACAUUUUAUAUACAUUUUGGUGUGUUUUUUUCACUAUGGAUUUCUAUGUUUCUCUCUUCCCAUUGUUCUUUUUCUGUGUCACUCCUAUGUCCUAAUAUCUUUCAUACCUCUUGUGUAGUAUUUCUAAGCAGAGAGCACCCAAGUGUUAGAUUUUGGUAAUGAAACCCUCGCUCUGUCUCUAGGGUCUAUUGAAAUUAGGAAAUAUUGGAGCUACUGGCAUGUUGCAUAAGAGGCUUCCUAGAAUUGUCGUCUGUCUUUGAUAGCCUGUAUUUUAUGUUGCAGCCAUGUUUUCACUUGAUAGGUGACUGCCAUCUGUGUUGUAGUCACACUAUGCCAUUCUAGUGUUGUGUAGGAUGUCCCCUAAGCUAUUUGCAUAUUAUAUGAAUUCGCAUUAAAGUUGUUGAACUUUUUAUGAUCAAGUAACUUCUCUGCUCAGAAAUCCACAGUGACUUCUUAGCCCCCAUACCAAAUGCAUACUUUUUGUUUUCCUCUGAACCCUACUCCCACUUGUACCCAGCAGGGACCUCAGUUCAAGUCUCUUAAGUCCUUCAAGGCCUGACCCCUUUCCUGGUUCCUUCAGAAAUCUUGACUCUAAGGCCCAUUUCAUUGUCUUUCUG
This is a messenger RNA of Phyllostomus discolor (pale spear-nosed bat), 3608 nucleotides long. It is a transcript of the gene DERL2, whose product is annotated as derlin 2. Gene Ontology annotation, molecular function: ubiquitin-specific protease binding; misfolded protein binding. Lineage: Eukaryota; Metazoa; Chordata; Mammalia; Chiroptera; Phyllostomidae. The record is from RefSeq and is a predicted model, not a curated record. Gene Ontology annotation, biological process: endoplasmic reticulum unfolded protein response. The transcript is spliced from 7 exons. The coding region runs from base 46 to 765 and encodes 239 amino acids. Gene Ontology annotation, cellular component: endoplasmic reticulum membrane; Hrd1p ubiquitin ligase ERAD-L complex.